This is a messenger RNA of Ilex paraguariensis (yerba mate), 213 nucleotides long. The record is from the annotation of a GenBank genome assembly. Lineage: Eukaryota; Viridiplantae; Streptophyta; Magnoliopsida; Aquifoliales; Aquifoliaceae.
AUGCAGAAAAAAAUACCUAAGAGUGCCCUUUCCUUUGUUCAUGGACUCUGGUUUCUGGAGGAUCUAUUGGUUUUACGACUAAAACGAACACUGAAAACGGAAUUUGGAGAUACCACCAAAGAUGUGGAUAGUAUGGAGACUGAUUAUGAUCGGACGGACCGUAGGGAUUUUUCUAUGAUUUUGGUCAAUGGCUCCUUUGAUAUGGAUGAAUGA